Messenger RNA from Styela clava, 1637 nucleotides. RefSeq lists its product as uncharacterized. The record is from RefSeq and is a predicted model, not a curated record. Lineage: Eukaryota; Metazoa; Chordata; Ascidiacea; Stolidobranchia; Styelidae.
CAUCGACUCUCUUAGUUUGUUUACCUACGUUUGUUAGCCGGUUAUAGCUUUGUUUUUGUUACGUCGUUUUUCGUUCGUUAAGUUGAUAUCAUUUUUCGUUAAGAUGCGUUCUGUAUCCUAUUUUCUAGUUUUCCUGGUUGCAUCAUGCAGCGUAGACGGAGGCGAUGGCACCAACUCUCAGGGUUUUUCAUCUCCGCCGUAUUGCUCCUCAAACCAAAAUCCUUGUUUAAGCGGUGGCGUAUGUGUCAACUACGGCGGAUCUUAUAAGUGCGCUUGCCCUAGCAACUGCAAAGGAGAACAUUGCGAAAACUGUAACAUUGUCGCUCCGAGAAUGGGAGCAUGCUCUCCGAACCCAUGCCAGAGGGAUUGUCAGUGCCACGAAUCGUGUCAACACGCCGGUGGUUAUUACUGCAGAAGUGCUUCCGGAUAUCUUGGCAAAAAUUGCACCAUUCCUGUACCAUCUCUCCGAUGUGAAACUAAUCGCAUUGUCUUCUCGGUUUCCGAAAGUUUCGUACGUGAGUAUGAUCUUGGCCUACGGAACAGCUUCAUCAACAUUGUUAGAAAUCUGGGCGGCACCCAAGGCUGUGAAGUUGCUGCUGCGAUCAAUGGAUUCUAUGAAAUACAGAUCCCGAUUCCGUUUAGUGCUUGUGGCACAGAAAUGUCGUCAGUCGGCGGGCAAGUUGUUUUCACUAAUCAAAUGUGGUUCAACCGACGUCUCGCGAACUCUAUGUUUGAUAUGCCAAUUCCAGUCGCAGAGUUCCAGUGUAGAUACGAGAGACAAUAUAGAGUGGUAACUUCGAUUCGCCCUGUUGUGAGCACACCAGCGGUCAUUACCGGGCGCCAAUUGAUUACACCCAGCAUUUCCCUGUGCAAGACACUUUCGUGUCCAGAUUCCUGUCCAUCGAACUUCGCCGUCAAUGGAGGUGCUGUCUAUACCGUUGGGGAGAUGAUUCACGUCACGAUGUCACUAGAUUCUGGUAAUCAAGUCACCGGUGUGGAGGAGAUGUAUUUAUCCUGUAGUCCCGCCCCCUCUGCAAGCAGUAUUGUUGGAAUUGUGCAGGCUGGAUGUGGCACAACGGCUGGUCUUCCGUGUAAGAUCACCACCAGUGCUGUUGGACAUACUGUUUGUGUGUCUUUCCAAACACCAAGAAGCCUAUCGUGCCAAGAGUUCUACAUCCACGCAAAAUUGGUAUCUUGUGAUAGAAGCAGUGUAGGGGUUUGCUCGGACAACAGCCGUGCUAAUAGGUGCCUGGUGUCGCGUAAACGAAGGAGCGUUGAUUCUGCUCCCAUAGCUAUUGGCCCAAUUCUUCUGGUCAGUGGUUCUGCAGGAAUCCCUCUAGUUCAACUAAACGGCAUGGAGGACAAAGCAACUGUGUUAGAACUAGAGCCUGUGAAGGAAAACGUCGAGCUUGCGUUGCAAAACCUUGAGCAAACGCCACUAAAAUCCUUGGGAUCUCCAUCUAGCGAACUUGCUGGUAUGGAUCAGCUGACUCUGCUUAUGAUUAUCACUGGGAUAAUUCUCUUCGUGGUCAUCGUUUCGUUGGUACUGGUUAUGCUGCGAAAUCGUUACAUUGGUGUUGCUUUUAUGACCGGCAAAUCUUAAUUUUGGUAACAAUAAAUUUGACUGACAUAUUCAG